ACUGCUUGGGCGGGGGUGACCCGGCACUUAGCCGGGCCAGGGCCCCUCCCACAGAGAUGCGGUCCUGAGGUGGGGGGCUGCAGACGCAAGGUGCUGCCGGCCCUGCUCUUCGUCCCCUUUGUCUCCCCAGAUUCGCCCGCCCCGAAGCAGCACCUGGAGGAGCAGCAGGAGAUGGUGGGGCCCGUGCACCCUGCAGCCCGGGCCCCCCAGGAAUCAGUAACAUUCAAGGAUGUGGCUGUGGACUUUUCCUGGGAGGAAUGGGGGCACCUGGCCCCUUCUCAGAAGGAGUUGUACCGAGAGGUGAUGCUAGAGAACUAUAGAAACCUGGUCUGCCUGGUAGGACUUGCUGUCUCCAAACCAGAUGUGAUCUUCCAGUUGGAGCAAGAAGUACCUUGGAUGCCAGAGGGAGAAGGCCCAAGAUUCAGGUGUGCAGACCGGAUGACUAGGCCUGAAACUCCAAAGCUGGGCAUUUCUAUGGAUUUGUCAUCCCUGGAAAGACUCCCAAGAGAAGGCACCUGUGCCUCCAAGUUGGGAGAAUCUUAUGACUGUAAUGCUGGGUUAAAGAGGAAACAGAAUAAUGAAGAGAAGCAUUUUCAGCAAGUAAAAAUCAUCCAGAGGAACUCUUUGAAUACAGUGAGGGACAAUGAAUGUAAUGUAUGUGGCAGAAGGUUCUGUCUAGCACAAGUCCAUUCUCCAUACCAGGGAGAACAAAUAGGAAGGAGUCUCUACAAGUAUGAUACAGACAAAAAGAGCUACUCACUCAAUUUAGACCUAAGUAGAAGCAGUGAAAUCAACGCAAAGAAGAUACUUUCCAGGUAUAAUGAAUGUGAAAAUUUCUUCAGCCAUGAUUCCAACUUUACUGAAUAUCAAGGAAAUUGUACUAGAGGGAAACUUUGUGAAUAUGAUGAAUGUGGGAAAGCCAUAUGCCCUAACUCAUACAUUCCUUCAUAUCAUAGGAUUCCUUCUGGAGAGGAACAAAAUAAAUAUGAUGAUUGUGGGGAGACCUUCUCCCAGGGCCCACAACUUAUUGAACAUCAGGUAAUGCCUCCUGGGGAAAAAGCAUAUGAAUGUAAUGAAUGUGGGAAGACCUUUAGGUACAGUUCUUCCCUUUCUUCUCAUCACAGGAUUCAUACUGGGGAGAAACCCUAUGAAUGUAAUGAAUGUGGAAAGACCUUCAGACACUGCUCAUCCCUCACUUUCCACCUCAGGAUUCAUACUGGAGAAAAACCUUAUGAAUGUAAUGAAUGUGGAAAGGCCUUUGGCCAAAGCAUACAACUUCUCGGACAUCAAAGAAUUCAUACUGGAGAGAAACCUUAUGAAUGUAAUGAAUGUGGGAAAACCUUCAAACACAGUUCUUCUCUUACUUACCAUCACCGAAUUCAUACUGGAGAGAAAUCACAUGAAUGUAAUGAAUGUGGAAAGGCCUUUCGGGAGAGUUCAAAACUGACCCGACAUCAAAGAAUUCACACUGGAGAGAAACCUUAUGAAUGUAAUGAAUGUGGGAAAGCCUUCAAACACAGUUCUUCUCUUACUUACCAUCACCGAAUUCAUACUGGAGAGAAAUCACAUGAAUGUAAUGAAUGUGGAAAGGCCUUUCGGGAGAGUUCAAAACUGACCCGACAUCAAAGAAUUCACACUGGAGAGAAACCUUAUGAAUGUAAUGAAUGUGGGAAAGCCUUCAAACACAGUUCUUCUCUUACUUACCAUCACCGAAUUCAUACUGGAGAGAAAUCACAUGAAUGUAAUGAAUGUGGAAAGGCCUUUCGGGAGAGUUCAAAACUGACCCGACAUCAAAGAAUUCACACUGGAGAGAAACCUUAUGAAUGUAAUGAAUGUGGGAAAGCCUUUAGCAGGAGAACACAACUUACUCGACAUCGGAGAAUUCAUACUGGAGACAAACCUUAUGAAUGUAAACAGUGCGGGAAAGCCUUUUGUCAGAAGACCCAGCUUACCAAACAUCAACGAAUUCAUACAGGAGAGAAGCCAUAUGAGUGUCGUGAAUGUGGAAAGGCCUUUCGCCAAAGGUCACAUCUCACUUGCCAUCAGAAACUUCAUAUUGGAGUAAAGCUUCAUGAAUAUAAUGAAAAUCAAAAGGAUUUUAGUCAUACACCUUGCUGAAUAUUUGAGAAUGCAUAUUAAAAAAAACUGUAAAUGAA
This is a messenger RNA of Trichosurus vulpecula (common brushtail), 2156 nucleotides long. RefSeq names its product zinc finger protein 883-like. Bases 172 to 2118 code for a protein of 648 amino acids. NCBI's taxonomy places the organism in Eukaryota, Metazoa, Chordata, Mammalia, Diprotodontia, Phalangeridae. The transcript is spliced from 5 exons. The record is from RefSeq and is a predicted model, not a curated record. Gene Ontology annotation, biological process: regulation of DNA-templated transcription.